Triplophysa dalaica is the source of this 1628-nucleotide messenger RNA. RefSeq names its product glycerol-3-phosphate dehydrogenase 1a (gene gpd1a). The transcript has 8 exons. The record is from RefSeq and is a predicted model, not a curated record. Gene Ontology annotation, cellular component: glycerol-3-phosphate dehydrogenase (FAD) complex; cytosol. Lineage: Eukaryota; Metazoa; Chordata; Actinopteri; Cypriniformes; Nemacheilidae. Gene Ontology annotation, molecular function: NAD binding; glycerol-3-phosphate dehydrogenase [NAD(P)+] activity; protein homodimerization activity. Bases 106 to 1161 code for a protein of 351 amino acids. Gene Ontology annotation, biological process: carbohydrate metabolic process; glycerol-3-phosphate catabolic process.
AAGCGGCAGGGGGCGUGGCCUCACAGACGGCACUCCAAGUUUACUGUGUGUUUGAUUGACGGACCAGAGGGAUUUAAAGACAGAUCAGGCGGAGAAUCAUCAACUAUGUCAAGUCCAAAAAAGAUUUGCAUCAUCGGCUCCGGGAACUGGGGCUCUGCUAUUGCCAAGAUAGUCGGCGUGAACGCGAGGAAUAACUCAAAGUUUGACUCCACGGUUAACAUGUGGGUGUUCGAGGAGAUGGUGAAUGGACGCAAACUCACAGAGAUCAUCAACACAGACCACGAGAACGCCAAGUACUUGCCCGGACACAAGCUUCCAGAGAAUGUUGUGGCAGUGGCGGAUCUGGUGGAGGCAGCCAAGGCCGCUGACAUUCUGCUCUUUGUGAUUCCACAUCAGUUCAUCGGCCGUGUUUGUGACACCAUCAAGGGCAAAAUCAAACAGAAUGCUCUUGGAAUGUCGCUUAUCAAGGGGGUAGAUGAAGGACCAGAUGGACUGAAGCUCAUUUCCAAGGUCAUUCACGAGAAGCUCGGCAUCAGAAUGAGCGUGCUGAUGGGGGCAAAUAUCGCCAAUGAGGUGGCCGAUGAGAAAUUCUGCGAGACCACUAUUGGCUGCAGGGAUCAGGCUCAGGGGGUGGAGCUUAAAGAACUCAUGCAGACGGCUGACUUCCGGGUCACAGUCGUACGGGAAGCAGAUGUGGUGGAGAUCUGUGGUGCCCUUAAGAAUAUAGUGGCAGUGGGGGCUGGUUUCUGUGAUGGGUUGGACUUUGGUGACAACACAAAAGCAGCCGUGAUCAGACUGGGUUUGAUGGAGAUGAUCAGCUUUGCUCGGAUAUUCUGCACCGCCGGGACCGUCACACCUGCGACGUUCCUGGAGAGCUGCGGUGUUGCUGAUCUCAUCACCACGUGCUACGGAGGACGCAAUCGCAAGGUCGGAGAAGCCUUCGCCAAGACCGGCAAAUCUCUUGAGGAGCUUGAAAAGGAAAUGUUGAACGGUCAGAAACUUCAGGGUCCCGCCACGGCCGCCGAAAUCCACACCAUACUUAAAAACAAGGGCCUGCUGGACAAGUUUCCUUUAUUUAAUGGAGUGUAUGAGAUCUGUUAUGAAGGCCGGCCUGUCACCGAGUUCAUCCGCUGCUUGCAGAACCAUCCGGAACAUCAGUGACAGAAGGACAGUUUUGCUUUUGUAUGUGUGUGAACUGGUGCUCACUAUAUGUUUGGCAUGCUGGUUUCCAGUAUCGGAUCCCGUUGUCCUGAUGUCGUACAGCCAAGAUGCUUAGUCAACCUGUUUCACCAGUUAAAACUGCGUUGAAUUUGUAAACUGGCAAACGGGCAUUAUCUGUUCUGUGUAAUUGUGUUAUCAUUCCCUUUCAUCUUAAUGUGUAAGGUGGUCUUUCAAGCAGUGUGUGUGCAUGUGAGAGAGAGGUCCACUGUCAGGUUUUGUCACUGUUGAAGUUUUUGCUUUCAAUGUAAUAUCUGGAGACCUGGACCUUUAAUUAUAUACUUAUAGCCACGUCCUUCUGUAAAAAGCCCUCAAGUGCCUCGAACAACUAAAGUUGUUAUGAUCUACUUUAAAAUGAAUAAUGGCGAUUGUCCUCAGUCCGAAAUGCAAAAAAUAAAUCAUUGCAUUUG